Asparagus officinalis (garden asparagus) is the source of this 926-nucleotide messenger RNA. RefSeq lists its product as uncharacterized. Bases 15 to 788 code for a protein of 257 amino acids. The transcript is spliced from 2 exons. NCBI's taxonomy places the organism in Eukaryota, Viridiplantae, Streptophyta, Magnoliopsida, Asparagales, Asparagaceae. The record is from RefSeq and is a predicted model, not a curated record.
GAUCGCCGAGAAACAUGAACAGUUUGACAUUAAAGAAGUCAAGAAGGUUCCUCUCAUCCAAAUCUCCGCCAAUGGAGCUUGAAACCAUGAAAAAACCAACUCAGGAUGAUGACUUUUUCCAUUUUAGCCAUCCAUAUCACCCUCUAGUACUAACUAACCUACCCUAUCUUUUCACCUGCAACGGAUGCAAAGAACACGGUGCGGGCAAGAGGUACAAGUGCGAAAUAUGCGAGUUUGAUCUCCAUGACUUUUGCGCUCUCGCUCCACGGUCUCUACAUAACCAUCCUUUCCAUCCACAACAUGAGCUCUUUUUCUGCGCAAAAUCAGUAGGCGGGCGCUCAAAAUGUGACAUAUGUGGCAAGGCUACCAAAGGAUACUCGUUUCGCUGUACUCCUUGCGGAUUCGACAUGCACCCUUGUUGUGCUACAAUGAAUCAACAAAUGAAUUUCCCACCUCACCAUCAUACUCUAAUUCUGUUGCCAUGUAUGGCGAAUGAUGCAAACUUUGUCUGCGCAAUGUGUAGAAGGAAAAGAUCAGGCCAAGUUUACACUUGCUUACCUUGUGGAUAUUAUCUACAUGCGAUAUGUGCAAAGGAUAUGGUGAAUGGGCUCUACGUCCAUGGGAUUAAGCCACAUGAGAAAUCAAAUUUGUUUGGGAAUGCAGCGAAAGUCGCUAGUCAUGCAAUUUUGGGAAUUAUUGGGGGGCUGAUUGAGGGAAUUGGUGAAGGGAUUGGAGAAGCUUUUAUGAAUAAUAUUGGGAGAGGUACUAGAAGUGUUGGCAAGAAAUAGAUAUUUGGUUGUGUGGUUUUUGAGUAUUUGAUUGGGAGAAGGUGUGAUGGCUUUUAUGGUUGAUUUGUGAGUUGUAAUUGUGUAUAAUUAAUGUAUCAAUUGUACUUAUCAAGAUGAUAUGUUUGUAUAAUUAAUAUA